AUGGCGACAACAAGAAUGUUCUGCUUCGUGCUCGUGAUGAUUCUAAUGGGAAGUUGUUGCUCGGCAAAAAUCUACAAAGUGGGAGACUCGGAGGGAUGGAGAGCGAAGAAGGGCGGUACCUAUUAUGAAUGGACUAAGCGUAAGGAAUUCCAAGUGGGAGAUUCUCUGAUGUUCGAAUACGAUGGCAACGCCAACGACGUCACUCAAGUUUCCAGUCGUUUGGAAUACCAAUUCUGCAACUCUCAUUCUCCUAAAGCUGUUUACAACACAGGACACGAUGUCGUGACUCUCACGGAACCAGGUUAUCACUUCUUCAUCACCACAAAUCAUUCUCAAUGCGUAGCCGGACAGAAACUCGUCGUUUUUGUCGUCCAUGACCAUCCGACGAUUCCUCCUCCUCCACCACCGAGAAAGAUCCUUCCAUUCGGAAAAGAUUACAAGGUUGGUGACUCCAACGAAUGGAAGGUUCCUGAAGAGAGUGACUUCUAUUCCAAGUGGAGUGAGGAGAAGCAGUUUCAUGUGGGAGACAAUCUUCUUUUCUACUACAACGACCAAGUCGAUGACGUCCUAGAAAUCAACAGUGAUCUUGAGUUCAAAUCUUGCGACACUACUUCUCCUGUUGCCGUGCACAAUGGAGGACAAGAUCUCAUUAGGCUAACAAAACCAGGAAUACGCUUUUUUAUUACAUCAAAGAUUGGUCAUUGUGAGGCUGGGCUUAAGCUUCGAGUUGUGGUGCGACCACUAUCCAGAAGUGUUCCGAAGAACAUGCAGUUGUCACCUUUCGACCGCCUCAUCAAGUGGCUACAUGACUCCUUCAGACCCCACCCCCAUCACUAAUAAUUCUUAUUUUUCUGUUUGAGCUUAGCUUAUUAAUGUUUUUUU
Messenger RNA from Eruca vesicaria subsp. sativa (arugula), 882 nucleotides. The record is from the annotation of a GenBank genome assembly. NCBI's taxonomy places the organism in Eukaryota, Viridiplantae, Streptophyta, Magnoliopsida, Brassicales, Brassicaceae.